AUGGCCAUCAUCCCGCACGCUGCCGCAAACGCCCUCGAUACCGCCCAGACUGCCCUCGACGCCCUCGCUGCUGAUGUCGACCUCCUCUGUGAGCCGAUCCUCGCCGCCGCAGGCGACGACGCGCCGCACGCCGCUGACGAGCUUGCCGCCGCUCGCACAGACCUCCAAGCUGCGCUCGUCGGUACCCAGCAGCUCAUUCAGCUGACCAUCUCUGAGGCCGAGGACUUGCGGAUGCACCAGCUGACCACCAUCGACAGCCUCCGUGCCCAGCUCGCCUCAAACUCAGCCGAGCUGGCUGCCGCCUCGGCUGCCGCCGCCUCCGUUCGCUCAAGCCUCACCGCCGCAAAUGCUCGCUGCGACGAUCUCCGCCGUCAGCUGCAAUCCGCCCGUGCUGCUGCUGCCGCCGCCACCGCUGCUCCUCCUCCUCCCCGGCCGCAUCCGGCUGUCACUGUCGUUACCGCUCUCAGCCUCCCCCUGGCGGCUUUGGUGUGGUCAGCGACUCAUGCAAGCGAUCUCGAUCUGAGCCAGGCGCCCGCCGACGCCUCUGGCUCGCUCCUCGCCACCCUUCCGGCCCUGCUGCACGCAAUGGCACCCGCUGAGCACGACACCCUACCUGGGGCGGCCUUGGCAAGCCUGAUCACAGCGGCAGCGGCAGCCGAGUCCGGCGCAGCCCCGGCCCGCGCCCGCCCGGCAGCCAUGACCACCAUGCCUGGCUGCACGGCUCUGACCGCCGGCCGUUCUUGCCGAGACCCAGGCCGUGAAUCCGGCGUUGACGCACUGCGGAUGGUCCUGGUCGCCGAGGCCGUUCUCGGUGCGCUCGGCAACUCGGCAUCGCGGCCAACCGGGCGGCUGGCCAUCCUCGAGUCCGACGGCGUCGUUGACGCCCUCACUGCCAUGCUCCUCGCGCUCGUUGACGCCACCGAGGCAAUGCUCACCGCCUCACCGGGCCCAUCGUCGUCGACCGGCCUUCAUCUCUCUGCUCAAAUUGAGCUCGCUUCGCGCCUUGUCACGCUUGUCCUCAUCGCCAUGUUCAACAUCUCGCUCGGCCAACGCGGCGCACGUGAGCUCGUCGCCCGCGAGCCCGACACCCGGUCGGCCCUCUGCUGGAUCGCCCGUUCCUGGCCCUCGGACGACAUCCGUGUCAAGGCAGUUCACCUCCUCUACUCUUUCCUCGAGUUCAAGGCCUUUACCCUCGCCUCUGAGCCCGAGCACGCUUCAGCUCGCGCCUUUUUUGCCGGUCUCGCCGCCGACGACAACGACACCAUCCGCAACACCGCACACGCCAUUCUCUCCCACCUCCACGCCAAACCGGCGCCGUCCAAGUAA
This is a messenger RNA of Thecamonas trahens ATCC 50062, 1326 nucleotides long. RefSeq lists its product as uncharacterized. Lineage: Eukaryota; Apusomonadida; Apusomonadidae. Bases 1 to 1326 code for a protein of 441 amino acids. The transcript is spliced from 2 exons. The record is from RefSeq and is a predicted model, not a curated record.